UUCAGAGCGCGUUACGUCAUGACGUACAAGCGUGGGUGUAUGACCUAAUCCCGUAGAAGUCUAGCAGGAGUGAACACGUGAGCCCGUGAAAAACACGCGUACUCGUAAGAAAAAGAAUUGAGAGGCCAACUUUUUUCCGGCAGGCUAUUUGCGUCGCGAUGGCUGUGCGCGCCGCCUUCGAGAAGAACAACGAGAUCGGUUGCUUCGCCAAACUCACCAACACAUAUUGUCUAGUGGCCAUCGGCGGCGCAGAAAACUUCUACAGUGUGUUCGAAGGCGAGUUGUCCGAAAGCAUCCCGGUGGUUCACGCGUCCAUUGCCGGUUGUCGUAUCAUCGGACGCAUGUGUGUGGGAAACCGUCACGGCCUGUUGGUCCCAAACAACACCACGGACCAGGAACUGCAGCACAUCCGCAACUGCCUUCCCUCAUCUGUCAGCAUCCAGAGGGUAGAAGAGCGUCUUUCCGCACUCGGGAACGUCAUCGCGUGCAAUGACUACGUGGCGCUCGUCCAUCCGGACCUGGACAGGGAGACAGAGGAGGUCCUGUGCGACACGCUGAAGGUGGAGGUGUUCCGCCACACGGUGGCUGAUCAGGUUCUGGUGGGCUCCUACUGCGCCUUCAGCAACCGGGGUGGCCUAGUGCACCCAAAGACGUCCAUCGAGGACCAGGAUGAGCUGUCAUCUCUCCUGCAGGUCCCCUUGGUGACGGGCACGGUGAAUCGGGGCAGCGACGUGAUCGCGGCGGGAAUGGUAGUCAAUGACUGGUCGGCCUUCUGCGGACUGGACACCACCAGCACUGAGAUGUCUGUCAUUGAGAGCGUCUUUGGGCUUAGUGAUGACGCACGGCCGUCCGCCAUCACCACUGCCAUGAGGGACUCUCUCAUCGACAGCAUGGCGUAAGAAGGGCAGCAGUCGCACACCACGUCAACAUUUUGGACUUUGGAGGAUUUUUUUGGGGCGUGGCCUCCAGUGAGGCUCAAGAUGGCUGCUUCAUUUGCCCACAAGGGGAUGGCACUGCAGGAAGUGACACAUUUGCCUAUCUGGCCACGUUCGUUUCCGGCUGGCCGCGGAACAUUUGAUGGGCGUGUCAAGAUCAGUCAAGCAAUGUGGUCACCUGUCCAAAAGGCUGUGUGAUGUCAUCACGGACUUCACUCAACUUUGGAGAAACACAUUUGGUUUGACCUCACUUCAAAUCAUGGCACCAAUAUGCUGAGAUGUUAUCGCACCCCAUCAGGUUUUUUUUUUUAUACGGUUAUUUUCACCAAAUGCAGACCUCCCCCUGAGGCUUCUUGAGUCUUUUUAAUGGCAAUAAAAACAAGAACAAGCUGA
Hippocampus zosterae (dwarf seahorse) is the source of this 1328-nucleotide messenger RNA. RefSeq names its product eukaryotic translation initiation factor 6 (gene eif6). Gene Ontology annotation, biological process: maturation of LSU-rRNA; maturation of 5.8S rRNA; assembly of large subunit precursor of preribosome. The transcript has 7 exons. Gene Ontology annotation, cellular component: nucleolus; preribosome, large subunit precursor; cytosol. NCBI's taxonomy places the organism in Eukaryota, Metazoa, Chordata, Actinopteri, Syngnathiformes, Syngnathidae. Bases 159 to 899 code for a protein of 246 amino acids. Gene Ontology annotation, molecular function: ribosomal large subunit binding. The record is from RefSeq and is a predicted model, not a curated record.